Molecule: messenger RNA, 4362 nt
Organism: Lachnellula hyalina
Lineage: Eukaryota; Fungi; Ascomycota; Leotiomycetes; Helotiales; Lachnaceae
Gene: pol1
Product: DNA polymerase alpha catalytic subunit
Exons: 6
Coding region: 1-4362 (1453 amino acids)
Biological process (GO): lagging strand elongation; leading strand elongation; DNA replication
Cellular component (GO): alpha DNA polymerase:primase complex
Molecular function (GO): single-stranded DNA binding; DNA replication origin binding; DNA-directed DNA polymerase activity
Source: RefSeq, a predicted model, not a curated record
AUGUCGAAAGCCGCUGCAGCACGAAAUAAGUUCGCGGAGCUACGCGCUCUUCGCGAGUCGGGGAAGAAGCGUCUCGACAGCUACCAGGUCCACCAAGAAGAAGAUUUGUAUGAGGAAGUGGAUGAAGAUGGAUAUAAGAAAGUUGUACGAGAGCGUCUGAAUCAAGACGACUUUGUUAUAGAUGAUAAUGGCGAGGGCUACGCUGAUGACGGACGCGAGGAGUGGGAUUCAAAGCGACCUGGGUACGACACCGAAAGCGAAGAAGAGCUACCUGUUAUGGGCAAGUCUGGUAAAGCGGCCAAACGGAAACGCGAAGAAGAAAAGACAAAAAAGGAAAAUAUGGACAAGGGGAUUAGCAACUACUUCACCAAAGGUCAUGUUGCUCCUCAGCCAAAAGCAAAGCCCGUCAAAACGAAAGAGGAUGACGACUUUUUGGCUGGUCUAUUGGGAGAAGUCGAUAACAAUGUACCUCGACCAGUUCACCAAUCUUCGAGAUCGAGUCGACAACAAGACAAGCGUAAACCUCGAGCACUGUCGCCCUCUGUUGAAGAUCGUGUCCACCAUGUGUCCAAAAGGACAAAGGUGACGGAUAGCAGGGCGCCAGCAACGCCACCCGUUGACCAAGACUAUGGUGAUGAUGACUUUAUGAUGAAUAUGGACGAUGACUUACCCAUGAAUAACCCUCAGCCAUCGUCACCAAUUGCGAAAGCCGUGGAGCGGAAAUCCCAUGCCAACGUCAAAGUGGAGGAUGACGAAGAGGAGGAUAUGAUGGAGGUCGCUCAAGCUGAUGGUAUUGUGACUACGAGUGUUAAUAUGUCUGGGACGAGGCCUGUGCCAAAGAUUAAGAAGAAGGAGACAUACCCGUCUCCCGCCAGCUCUUCUCCCGCCAGACCUUCAGCUCAACACGUUGAUGCAUCGGCUUGGAAUGAUGUUACAGAGAAGCUGAAUGUUGUGAACAGCAGUCAGGCCAGCGAGACGACUUCCUUCGGAAAACUUGAUCACAACGAUGCCAUCGAAGAAGAUGGCAGUCUUCGGAUGUUCUGGACGGAUUACAUCGAAAUCAACGGAAGCUUAUGCCUCUUUGGAAAGGUCCAUAACAAGAAGACUGGAACCUAUGUCAGUUGCUUUGUGAAAGUGGAUAACAUUUUAAGAAAGCUCCUUUUCCUCCCCCGACAAUAUCGCCAACGGCAUGGACGAGACACUAGUGAGGAAAUUGAUAUGAAGGAUGUGUAUGAAGAAGUCGACGAAUUGAUGGGGAAAAUGAAGGUUGGAAUGCACAAAAUCAAACCUUGCACAAGGAAAUAUGCAUUUGAACUUCCCGAUAUUCCAAAGGAGGGCGAGUACCUGAAGCUCCUUUACCCUUAUUCCAAACCCCAACUUCAGCCCGACAAUCAUACUGGAUCAACCUUCUCUCAUGUUUUCGGUACAAACACACCACUUUUCGAACAAUUUGUCCUGUGGAAGAAUAUCAUGGGACCAUGUUGGCUCCGAAUCGAGAAUGCUGAAUUUGGAGUGCUGAACAACGCAUCUCACUGCAAGUUGGAGGUCCAAGUCUCGAAACCCAACCUUGUUACUCCCAUGAGUGAGUCCGAGAGCGGCGAGGCUCCACCAUUGACUAUGAUGAGUAUCGCUUUGAGAACCGUUCUCAACGUGAAGGACAACAAACAGGAGAUUCUCGGCAUAAGCGCCCGAAUUUACCCUGAUAUCUCCCUGACUGACACAACGCCUCCCGAAAAGCUUCCAAGCCGCACUUUCACCGUCAUACGUCCUGUCAACGCGAGCUUCCCCAUUGGUUUUGAUGCGGAGGUGAAAAAACGAGCAAAGGGCCUAGUCAGACUCGUGAAGAAUGAACAAGACAUUCUGAGUAUGUUUCUAUCACAGCUGAAUAUGGUCGAUCCCGACGUACUCGUUGGCCAUCAGCUUGAAGGUGUCGAUUUUAGCAUUUUGUUGAGCAGACUCCAAGCCAAAAAGACGCCACAGUGGUCUCGCAUAGGCCGAAUGAGACGUACUCAGUGGCCAAGUUCUAUGGGGAAGAUGGGGGGCAAUUUCUUCGCUGAGCGGUCUCUACUCUCAGGACGACUUUUGUGCGACCUAGCAAACGAUAUGGGAAAGUCUGCCAUGACGAAAUGCACGUCUUGGAGCCUCACAGAGAUGUGUAGUAUCUAUCUUCCUGGUACAAGUCGGCGGGAGCUCGAUAACGAAACGGCACUCAAGACCUGGGCCUCUACAAAGGAGGGAUUGAUGGACUACGUCAGUCAUUGUGAAGUUGAUACUUUCUAUAUUGCCGCCCUAGCGCUGAAAGUCCAAAUGCUCCCUCUGACAAAAGUCCUCACUAAUCUGGCUGGUAAUUCUUGGGCAAGGACUCUCACUGGUACCCGAGCAGAGCGAAAUGAGUACAUUCUGCUUCACGAGUUUCACGCUAAGAAAUACAUCUGUCCCGACAAGGCUGUCUGGAAGGGCAAGCAGCAAGUUGAGGAAGAGAAGUUGGAUGAGGAGACUGGAGAUGUCAAAAAGAAAGACAAGUACAAGGGUGGUCUUGUUUUUGAGCCGGAAAAGGGGCUCUACGACAAAUUCGUGUUAGUAAUGGACUUCAAUUCGCUAUACCCGAGCAUCAUUCAGGAGUUCAAUAUCUGCUUUACCACAGUUGAUAGAACAAAAUUAUCCGACGAUGAGGAGCAGGUACCCGAAGUCCCCUCAGAUCAAGAUCUCGGUGUCUUACCCAGGCUUAUUGCUACCUUGGUUAGCCGUAGAAGAGAGGUCAAGAGUCUAAUGAAGGCCAAAAAUGCCACCACGGAGGAACUGGCAACUUGGGAUAUCAAGCAACUCGCUCUUAAGCUGACUGCCAACUCCAUGUACGGUUGCCUUGGGUACACGAAAUCCAGAUUCUACGCCAGGCCACUUGCUGUCCUCACCACAUACAAAGGUCGUGAGAUUCUGCGAAGUACCAAAGAUCUGGCCGAAAGCAAUUCUCUCCAAGUUAUUUAUGGUGAUACCGAUUCCGUCAUGAUCAAUGCCAACGUAGACAAUGUUGAGGAUGCGAUGAAAGUCGGGCACGAAUUCAAAAAGGCUGUCAAUGACCGGUACAAGCUUCUGGAAAUCGAUAUCGAUAAUGUAUUCAGGCGCAUUCUACUACAGGCGAAGAAAAAGUAUGCUGCAAUCAACCUGGUCCAGAUCGAUGGCAAAUACGUGGACAAGAUGGAAGUUAAGGGUCUUGACAUGAAGCGUCGAGAAUACUGCAACCUGUCCAAGGAGGUUUCCUCGAAGUUAUUGAACGAAAUCCUCUCUGGUGAUGAAUCGGAUGUUGUGAUUACCCGGAUCCACGAGUAUCUCCGGGAAAUAUCGACUCAGAUGCGCGAGAACGCUGUACCGACCCACAAAUACACGAUCUACACAAAGCUUGGAAAGGCACCCAAAGAUUAUCCCAACGCAGAUGGGAUGCCGCAGGUUCAGGUUGCUUUGCGUGAAAUUUCAAGAGGCAAAAAUGUGCGAAAAGACGAUGUCAUUGCGUAUAUCGUUACUGGGGACGGCAAGAGUACGUCUGACAAUGCCGCAAAGCGUUCAUACACGCCUCAAGAUGUUGCUAAAGCAGAUUCGGGUUUGAAGCCGGAUGUUGAAUGGUACUUGUACAAACAGAUCUUCCCCCCAGUUGAACGUCUUUGCGCAAAUAUUUCCGGUACUGAUACCGUGCGUCUCGCGGAUUGCCUUGGGCUUGAUGCCCGGAAGUACGCCAUCACUAACACCAACUCGAAUGGCGGCAACGAGACUGAGAUCCAUCCUCUGGAAAGUCAGAUUGAAGAUGUGGUCCGCUUCAAGGACGCUUCUCGCCUGACCCUUCACUGCAGAAAAUGCAAAGGAGCUUUUGGCUUCGAGGGGCUUGUUGAAAGUAUGGAAAUAUGCUCUCCAUCUGGGCUCACCUGCCGUUGCGGACAUACCUUGUCAAACAUAUCAGUUUUGGCGCAGCUUGAGCAUGAAAUCCGCCAGCAGACGAGCAAGUACUACGAAGGCUGGAUGGUCUGUGAUGAUCAGGCUUGCGGUAAUCGGACAAGACAGAUGAGCGUCUAUGGUCACCGAUGCUUGGGCCCUAAGGGACUUGGUCAUGGAUGUUUGGGGAGGAUGCGGUACGAGUAUACGGAAAAGAUGAUUUACAAUCAGCUUCUGUACUUUGCAUCUCUAUUCGAUGUAGAUAAGGCUAAGAUUGCUGCUAAGGGUACAGAUAAAGAAAAAGUCAUGGCUCUUGCUGAGCAUAAUCGUGUAAAGUUCAACACUCUGAAGAGUGUUGUGGAAAAGUAUCUUGAUAAGUGUGGCAGACAAUGGGUUGCGAUGGACAGUUUGUUUGGGAGAUUGGGAUUCACAGCAGUUUAA